Messenger RNA from Megalops cyprinoides (Indo-Pacific tarpon), 1662 nucleotides. It is a transcript of the gene antxr1d, whose product is annotated as ANTXR cell adhesion molecule 1d. The transcript is spliced from 18 exons. Lineage: Eukaryota; Metazoa; Chordata; Actinopteri; Elopiformes; Megalopidae. The record is from RefSeq and is a predicted model, not a curated record. Gene Ontology annotation, cellular component: membrane. The coding region runs from base 1 to 1662 and encodes 553 amino acids. Gene Ontology annotation, molecular function: signaling receptor activity.
AUGGCGAGCUUUUUGAUUAACGUGUAUCUUGCCCUGGUUCUGCUUGGAUUUUUCAUGUCCACACUCCCUUCGGUCAAGACGCAGACCGACGAAUAUGCAGAAGAGGAAGAGAGGUCUUGUCAAGGAGCUUUCGACUUGUACUUCGUCCUCGACAAAUCGGGAAGUGUCAAAAACCACUGGAUCGAGAUCUACUCUUUUGUCGAACAUCUGGCCGAGAAAUUCAUUAGCCCAAUGCUGAGAAUGUCCUUCAUUGUGUUCUCAUCCCGGGGUAACACCAUCAUGCCAUUGACAGAGAACAGGGACGAGAUAAGGAAGGGACUGAGUGUUUUGAAAAGGGAGAUACCGGGGGGUGAUACGUUUAUGCAUCUUGGCCUGGAAAAGGCAAAUGAGCAGAUAUUCUACGAGAACUACGGGACAGCGAGCGUCAUCAUCGCACUGACUGACGGAGAGCUAAAUGAGCAGCAGUUCCACACGGCACAGCAAGAGGCGGAGCGGGCGCGGUCCUUGGGAGCCAUCGUGUACUGCGUGGGAGUGAAGGACUUCAACGAGACGCAGCUGGCCACCAUCGCGGACACCAUCGAGCAUGUCUUUCCUGUGAUUGGAGGAUUCCAGGCCCUAAGAGGAAUGAUCGAUUCUAUCAUAAAGAAAUCCUGCAUUGAAAUAUUAGCAGCUGAACCAUCGAGUGUCUGUGCAGGAGAGUCAUUUCAGGUGGUGGUGAGAGGAAAUGGGUUUUUGCACGCUAGAAAUAUUGACCAGGUCUUGUGCAGCUUCAAAGUCAAUGACACCAUCACCAUAAAUGAGAAACCUGCGGAUAUAGCAGACACCUACCUGCUGUGCCCCGCACCAGUCAUAGACGAAGUUGGGAAGGUCGUCUAUCUUCAGGUCAGCAUGAAUGAGGGGCUGUCCUUCAUCACCAGCUCUGUGCACAUCACGACCACGGAAUGUUUUGACGGCACGAUUCUCCUGAUCACGCUGCUGAUCCUCUUCCUGUUGCUGGCCCUGCUGUUGAUGUGGUGGUUUUGGCCACUGUGUUGCACUGUGGUGAUCAAAGAGCCACCUCCGCCCCCUCCCCCAGAGCCAGAGUCGGAUGACGAGGAUGGGAUGCCGAAAAAGAAGUGGCCCACCGUGGACGCGUCAUACUAUGGAGGACGUGGCGUGGGGGGCAUUAAAAGGAUGGAGGUACGCUGGGGUGGUAAGGGCUCCACAGAGGAGGGCGCAAAACUGGAAAAGCCAAAGAAUGCGGUGGUGAAGAUGCCGGAGCAGGAGUUCGAGCCCUACGAGCCCAAACCCAAGAAGCAUGGCACCCGCAGGCUGGCUCAGGAGAGGAGGUGGUACACGCCCAUCCAGGGGAAACUGGACGCGCUGUGGGCCCUGUUCCGCCGGGGGUAUGACCAGGUGUCCCUCAUGAGACCGCAGCCCGGGGAUCAGGGUCGCUGUAUCAACUUCACCAGGGUGAAGGAGGAGGCUGCCAGGGCCACCCCGCGCGCCCACAGCCCCCCACCCCCAUCGGACCAUGAGCCCCUGACCCGGCCCACAACCCCGCACUCCAACGGAACCUCCCUGAGCCGGCCGCCCCCUGGACCGCCCCCUGCCCGUGCACCGCCUGGACCCCCCGGCCCCCCUCCCUCGCGGCCCCCGCCCAGCCUGGACAGCAGACCAUGA